GGCAGCGGCUACAUGGUGGUCCCGAAGCCGGAGCCCGUGGAGCUCUACGGCGGCGGCGGGGGCGCGGGCGUGGCGCUGGCGCGCAAGGCGCCGCCGCGGAACCGCGACCGCCACACCAAGGUCGAGGGCCGCGGGCGCCGGAUCCGGAUGCCCGCCGCCUGCGCCGCCAGGAUCUUCCAGCUCACCCGCGAGCUAGGGCACAAGUCCGACGGCGAGACCGUGCGCUGGCUGCUGCAGCAGUCUGAGCCCGCCAUCGUCGCCGCCACGGGGACCGGCACCGUCCCCGCCAUCGCCACCACCGUCGACGGCGUGCUGCGCAUCCCCACCGAGUCCGCCGCGUCGGCGUCCUCAUCCUCCUCCGCCGUCCUCGACGAGUCCUCCGCCAAGCGCCGACGCAAGCUCCAGCCCACGCGCGCCGCCGGUGGCGCCAUGCUCCCGCUCGCCGCCGCCGCCCCCGGCGCCGCCUACUACUCCGUCGUCGCCGACCCGCUCCUGCAGGGCGCAGCCGGCGGCGCGGUAUCCGUCGCCAGCGGCCUCGCGCCCGUCGCCGCGGCCCAGCAGGGCCUCGUCCCCGUCUUCGCCGUCCCGUCCGCCGCCGGCGCCGCCGGCAGCCACAUGAGCACCGCCGUCUGGAUGGUCCCGCAGCCGGCGGGCGCCGCCAACCAGCCCACCCAGUUCUGGGCCUUCCAGCCCGCGCCACAGCUCAUCCAGACCAUGCCGGCCGGGGCCGUGUACCCCACCGUCGCCGACUACAACCACCACCAGCAGCAGUCCGCCUCCACCGUGGUCCAGAACAGCAACUCGGACCACCAGCGCCACCACCACUUCAACAACAACAACCACAAUCUCACCGGCGGCGCCGAGUCGCGCGACGAGCAGCAACGCCAGGGCGACCACCACCCGGAGGAGGAUGAUGCCGACGACGAUGACGAGCCCGUCUCUGACUCCAGCCCUGAAGACUAACCAAGCACUCCAAUAGUCGUCAAUCCAAUGAAAAUGCUUAGCUUCUCGUCAGAUUUUUAUUUUGCCAUUAUGUAUUCUUAGUCAGUGAUGAUGAUAUUUAUCAGUGUUGCCCCCCUCUCGGACUCAGAGUGUUUUCUAGUAGAACCAUAACCAUUGUUGGUUGCACCUAAUUCUUCUUGACCUUCAAAUCAAUAAGCAUAGGCAACACGGGAGAAAAUCUGAGCUUGUAAGAUACUUGCAAAAUUUUGGUUCAUUGGCUCCUUAGCUAGAACAAAUGUUGCUAGACUGAGCUCCAGGCGAGUGUCAGCUUGAAAAUGUUGCUAGACUCUGUUAGCUGUUCUGUUUCAGGAUAAUGUUUCCAGACGAAA
Molecule: messenger RNA, 1331 nt
Organism: Lolium rigidum
Lineage: Eukaryota; Viridiplantae; Streptophyta; Magnoliopsida; Poales; Poaceae
Product: transcription factor PCF2-like
Exons: 1
Coding region: 13-963 (316 amino acids)
Cellular component (GO): nucleus
Molecular function (GO): DNA-binding transcription factor activity; sequence-specific DNA binding
Source: RefSeq, a predicted model, not a curated record